Molecule: messenger RNA, 7099 nt
Organism: Pogona vitticeps (central bearded dragon)
Lineage: Eukaryota; Metazoa; Chordata; Lepidosauria; Squamata; Agamidae
Source: RefSeq, a predicted model, not a curated record
AUGGGUCGCUCUGAAGCAGAGUUUCCGCCUGCUGGGGCUUCCUGUGGAAACUCCCCGCAAAAGGUGCCGAGCGUGAGAAAGUCCCAGGAUGUGCCCAUCGCUUGCUUUGUGACAGAUGAUGAUGAGGACCACAAGCGCAGGCCCCUCAGGCGCCCUGACGCAGAGGGUCUCAAACGGGCGGCGAGGAGGGUUGCUCUCUACGACCCAGAGAAGGUCAAGGACACAAGGGCAGUUUUGAGAGACGAACUGACGGCUCUCAACGUGAAGCAGGGUUUCAACAACCAACCAGCUGUCUCUGGAGAUGAGCAUGGCAGUGCCAAAAACGUCAACUUCAACCCUGCCAAGAUCAGUUCCAAUUUCAGCAGCAUCAUUGCCGAAAAGCUGCGUUGCAACACACUGCCUGACACCGGCCGCCGGAAACCCCAAGUGAACCAGAAGGACAAUUUCUGGUUGGUGACGGCUCGCUCCCAGAGCGCUAUCAACAACUGGUUCAAUGAUCUGGCUGGGACCAAGCCCCUCACACACCUGGCUAAAAAGGUACCCAUUUUCAGCAAAAAGGAGGAGGUCUUCGGCUACCUGGCAAAGUAUACAGUGCCUGUCAUGAGAGCCGCCUGGCUGAUCAAAAUGACCUGUGCCUAUUAUGCUGCCAUCACAGAGACCAAGGUGAAGAAGCGGCACGUCAUCGACCCAUUCAGCGAGUGGACACAGAUCAUCACCAAGUUCCUCUGGGAGCAGCUGCAAAAAGUGGCCGACUUCCAUCGGCAGGUCUUAACCCAAACCUGCGGGUCCCCUUCCGCCCUCAUGCCCCAGGAGGUGGAGAACGCAGUGAAGCAGUGGGACUACAACGAGAAGCUGGCCAUGUUUAUGUUCCAGGACGGGAUGCUCGACCGGCACGAGUUCCUGACGUGGGUCCUCGAGUGCUUUGAGAAGAUCCGCCCGGGCGAGGACGAGCUCCUGAAGCUGCUCCUGCCCCUCCUCUUGCAGUAUUCGGGAGAGUUUGUGCAGUCUGCCUACCUGUCCAGGCGGCUGGCCUACUUCUGCACCCGCAGGCUCGCCAUGCUGCUGGACAGCACCGGGGGCCACUCGGCGCACCACCUGGCAGCCCAGGCCGCCCCUGCGCUCCCUUCCACACCCGCCCCGCAGCCAGCGGCAGGGAACUCGCCGCCCAGCCCCUUCAGCGACCUGCUGCAGUGUCCCCAGCAUCGCCCGGUGGUGUUUGGGCUCAGCUGCAUCCUCCAGAGUAUUGUCCUGUGCUGUCCCAGCGCCCUCGUCUGGCACUACUCCCUCACCGACAGCAGAAUCAAGACCGGCUCCCCUCUGGACCACCUGCCCAUCGCCCCCUCCAACCUUCCCAUGCCAGGGGUCAACACGGGCUUCAUGCAGCAGGUGCGAGCGAGGCUUCGGGAAAUUGAGCAGCAGAUCAAGGAGCGGGGCCAGGCAGUGGAGGUCCGUUGGUCUUUCGACAAAUGCCAGGAGGCCACUGCAGGAUUCACAAUCGGCCGGGUACUGCACACUCUGGAGGUCCUGGACAGUCACAGUUUUGAGAAAUCAGACUUUAGCAACUCUUUGGAUUCCCUGUACAACAGAAUAUUUGGGGCAGGACCAAGCAAAGACAGUCAUGAGAUCUCCCCUGAUGAUGAUGCCGUGGUGGCCCUGCUGUGCGAGUGGGCCGUCAGCCACAAGCGCUCUGGACGCCACCGUGCGAUGGUGGUGGCCAAGCUGCUGGAGAAGCGUCACUCUGAGAUCGAGGCAGAGAGAUGCGGGGACUCGGAAGUGGUGGACGAAAAGGGCUCCAUCUCCUCGGGCUCCCUCUCGGCUGUCAGCGCGCCCGUCUUUCAGGAGGUCCUCAUGCAGUUCCUGGACACCCAAGCUCCCAUGCUAACCGACCCCAGCAAUGAGAACGAGAAGGUGGAGUUUUUCAACCUGGUGCUGCUCUUCUGUGAACUGAUCCGCCAUGACGUCUUCUCCCACAACAUCUACAUGUGCACCCUGAUCUCGCGCGGUGACCUGGCCAUUGACCACGGGCCCCGGCCCGCCUCCCCCUUUGACGAUGCCGCCGAGGAGCACGACCGGAAGGAGGGGGAAGGCCACGGCGGCCUCAAGCUGGAGGACACGGGCUUGCCCGAAUGCCAGAUGGACAUAGAUCACAACUCCAGUGCCAUUUUUGAUGACAUGGAGAAGACAGAUUUCUCGAUGUUCUCUCCUUCCAUGCCCUGCGAGUCCAAAGCCAGCCCUUCUCCAGAAAAGCUGGACUCUGAGAAGGAAGGGAAGCCUCUGCUGAAAGAGCGGGUGGCCGACGGGAUGCUGGCCUCGCUCUACGACCAGCCCCGGCACAUCCAGUACGCGACACACUUCCCCAUCCCUCAGGAGGAAUCCAGCGGCCACGAGUGCAACCAGCGGCUCGUGGUCCUCUUUGGAGUCGGGAAGCAACGCGACGAGGCCCGGCACGCCAUCAAGAAGAUCACCAAAGACAUCUUGAAAGUGUUGAACCGGAAAAGCACAGCGGAGACAGGGGGAGAGGAAGGGCAGAAAAGGAAGAGGAACAAGCCGGAGGCUUUCCCGACCGCCGAAGACAUAUUUGCUAAGUUUCAGCACCUUUCCCACUUUGACCAGCAUCUCGUCACCUCUCAGGUAUCCCGUAACGUCUUGGAGCAGAUCACCAGCUUUGCCUUAGGGAUGUCCUACCACCUGCCUCUGGUGCAGCACGUCCAGUUCAUCUUUGACCUGAUGGAGUAUUCGCUCAACAUCAGCGGGCUCAUUGACUUCGCCAUCCAGCUGCUAAACGAGCUGAGUGUGGUGGAGGCAGAGCUGCUGCUGAAAUCCUCCGACCUGGUGGGCAGUUACACCACUAGCCUGUGCCUCUGCAUCGUGGCCGUGUUACGGCACUAUCAUUCCUGCCUUAUCCUCAACCAGGACCAGAUGGCCCAAGUCUUUGAAGGGCUGUGCGGGGUGGUGAAGCACGGCAUGAAUCGCUCCGAUGGCUCUUCAGCCGAGCGCUGCAUCUUGGCCUACCUCUAUGACCUGUACAUGUCUUGCAGCCACCUCAAGAGUAAAUUUGGGGAGCUCUUCAGCGACUUCUGCUCCAAGGUGAAGAACACCAUCUACUGCAACGUGGAACCGUCUGACUCCAACAUGCUGUGGGAGCCCUUGUUCAUGAUCGACACCAUUGAGAACCCAUCGGCCCACAGCUUCACCUACACCAACCUGGGCAAGAGCCUCACGGACAACCCGGCCAAUCGCUACAGCUUUGUGUGCAACGCCCUCAUGCACGUCUGCGUGGGGCACCACGACCCUGACCGGGUGAACGACAUCGCCAUCCUGUGCGCGGAGCUGACGGGCUACUGCAAGCUGCUGAGCGCCGAGUGGCUGGGCGUCCUGAAGGCCCUCUGCUGCUCCUCCAACAACGGGACGUGUGGCUUCAACGACCUCCUCUGCAACGUGGACGUGAGCGACUUGUCUUUCCACGACUCCCUGGCCACCUUUGUGGCCAUCCUCAUUGCCCGCCAGUGUCUCCUCCUCGAGGACUUGAUCCGCUGCGCUGCCAUUCCCUCGCUCCUUAACGCUGCCUGCAGCGAGCAGGACUCGGAGCCCGGAGCCCGCCUGACGUGCCGGAUUUUGCUGCACCUUUUUAAGACCCCGCAGCUGAACCCUUGCCAGCAGGACAGCAGCAAGCCGACGGUCGGCAUCCGCUCCUCCUGCGACCGGCACUUACUGGCUGCUUCCCAGAACCGGAUCGUGGAUGGCGCCGUCUUUGCCGUGCUGAAAGCCGUUUUUGUCUUGGGAGAUGCUGAGCUGAAGGGCUCCGGAUUUUCCCACUCGGGAGGCGUGGACGACCUCAUGGAAGAUGACAAGAAGCCUGCCAGCAGGAUGGUCUCCAUUGAGACGGCCAGCCUCGACGUUUAUGCCAAGUAUGUCCUCCGAAGCAUCUGCCAGCAGGAGUGGGUGGGCGAGCGGUGCCUGAAGUCCUUGUGCGAAGACAGCAACGACCUCCAGGAUCCGGUCCUGAGCAGCACCCAGGCCCAGAGGCUGAUGCAGCUCAUCUGCUACCCCCACCGGCUGCUUGACAGCGAGGAGGGCGAGAACCCCCAGCGGCAAAGGAUCAAGCGCAUUUUGCAGAAUCUGGACCAGUGGACCAUGCGCCAGUCGCUGCUGGAGCUGCAGCUCAUGAUCAAGCAGACGGCCAACAAUCAAGAAAUGAAUUCCCUGCUGGAGAACAUUGCCAAGGCCACCAUCGACGUUUUCCAGCAGUCGGCCGAGACCAACUCCGCCAGCAACGGCAUCGGCAGCCUGGGCAGCUCCACCAGCCUCGGGCCGGCCAGCACCAAAGCCAAGCCCAUUCUGAGCUCCCUGGAGAGGUCUGGCGUGUGGCUGGUGGCUCCUCUGAUCGCCAAGCUCCCCACGUCCGUGCAGGGCCACGUGUUGAAGGCGGCCGGGGACGAGCUGGAGAAGGGCCAGCACUUGGGCUCCUCCUCCCGCAAAGAGCGAGACCGCCAGAAGCAGAAGAGCAUGUCCCUCCUGAGCCAGCAGCCUUUCCUGUCGCUGGUGUUGACGUGUCUGAAAGGCCAAGACGAGCAGCGCGAGGGGCUUCUCACCUCCUUGUACAGCCAAGUCCAGCAGAUCGUGACGAACUGGCGAGAGGAUCAAUACCAGGAUGACUGCAAAGCCAAGCAGUUGAUGCACGAGGCGCUGAAGUUGCGGCUGAAUCUGGUGGGCGGCAUGUUUGACACGGUGCAACGCAGCACCCAGCAGACGACGGAAUGGGCCGUGCUUCUCCUGGACAUCAUCAGCAGUGGCACUGUGGACAUGCAGUCCAACAACGAGCUCUUCACCACCGUCCUGGACAUGCUCAGUGUGCUUAUCAAUGGCACCUUGGCUGCAGACAUGUCCAGCAUCUCCCAAGGCAGCAUGGAGGAGAACAAGCGGGCCUACAUGAACCUGGUCAAGAAGCUGCGCAAAGAGUUGGGGGACCGGCAGUCGGAGAGUCUGGAGAAGGUGCGGCAGCUGCUUCCCCUGGCCAAGCAGACCCGGGACGUGAUCACCUGCGAGCCUCAGGGCUCCCUCAUUGACACGAAAGGGAACAAGAUCGCCGGGUUUGACUCCAUUUUCAAGAAGGAGGGCCUGCAGGUCUCCACCAAGCAGAAGAUUUCCCCCUGGGACCUCUUUGAAGGCCUGAAGCACUCGGCCCCGCUCUCCUGGGGCUGGUUCGGGACGGUCCGGGUGGACCGCAAAGUGUCCCGCUUCGAGGAGCAGCAGAGGCUGCUGCUCUACCACACGCACCUGAAGCCCAAGCCCCACAACUACUACCUGGAGCCGCUCCCCUUGCCCCCCGAGGAGGAAGAGCCCCCCACCCCCGUCGCCCUGGAGCCGGAGAAGAAGUCGGCCGAGCCGGCCAAGGUGGAGAAGGCCAGCGGCAACCCCGCCAGCGCGGCGGCCGAGCCCAAGAAGAAGGCCAGCAAGAACAAGAAGCGGACGCAGCCCGCCAACAAGACCGAGGACUACAUGAUGAGCACGGGCCGCGGGGUCUCCUAUGGGGGCAGCAUGCCCACCGACCUCCUCCACCACCAGCCGGGCAACUCCAUGUCGCGCUUGGCCUAUGGGCAGUCGCCCGUGGGCCUCUAUGCCCAGAACCAGCCUCUGCCUGCAGGCGGCCCUCGACUGGACACCUCUUACCGGCCCCCACGUAUGCCGAUGAGCAAGCUGGUCCCAAGCCGGCCAGCCUACACGGGGGUCUUGCCGACGGGCAUGGGUGGCAUGAUGGGGCUUGACCCGUCCUACAAGUCCACCGUCUACCGGCAGCAGCAGCCCCCCGUCCCGCAAGGACAGCUUCUACGCCAGCAGCUGCAGGCCAAGCUGGGCCAGGGGAUGCUGGGGCAGCCGCCCAUGCGCCAGAUGGCCCCAGCCCCACCCUAUGGAGCGGUCCAGCCAGCGCAGGGCUACACGUCGUAUGUCUCCCACAUUGGUCUCCAGCAGCACCCUCCGCAGUCUGGCACCCUGGUCCCCCCCACCUACGCCGGCCAGAGCUAUCAGGCCACCCACCCCACCUCCAGCCCGGCUUUCAUCGACCCCGUCCGGCCGAUGCAGAGACCCAGCGGCUACGUGCACCAGCAGGCCCCCGGUUAUGCCCAUGCCCUGAGCACAGCACAGAGGUUCCCUCACCAGUCAAUGCAGCAAGCUCCCAUGAUGAGCGGGAUAAACCACAUGAGCGCGCAGGGGGUCCCCACGGGGAUCCGGCCCGGCCAGCUCCUUUCGUGGGGGCAGCAGCAGCAGCAACAACAACAACAACAGCAGCAGCAGCAACAGCAGCAGCAGCAGCAGCAGCAGUACCUGAGGCAGCAGCAGCAGUUGCUGAGGCAGCAGCAGCAGCAACAACAACAACAACAGCAGCAGCAGCAACAGCAGCAACAGCAGCAGCAGCAGCCACCCCCUCAGCCCCCCCAGCAGCAGCCCCCUCAGCCUCCACCCCAGCAGCCACUGCAGCAGCCCCCAGUGCCCAGCGUCCCCCAGCCUCAAGGGCCGGGCCAGCCUCCAGGGCUGGGAAUGCAGGCUUUGGCUCCACAGCAGCCCAUGUUCCAGCGCCAGGGCCUCCAGCAGACGCAGCAGCAGCAGCAGACGGCCGCCUUGGUCCGGCAGCUCCAGCAGCAGCUCUCCAAUACGCAGCCCCAACAGAACAGCGCUGCCUUUGGGCGGUAUUGAGAAGCAGCAAAGGAAGACAACCUGCACGGCGGAUCGGGGCGGUGGCGGCUGGUGCAGCCCCCCUGGCUGCCCUCCUCAGCAGCUCAGCUCCUGCCGGCUCUCUGCCAGAAGCAGCGGUUGCUGGAGCGGCGGCCACACCCCAGCAUCUGGGGCCGGGCGGAGGUGUCUCCUGCCGAGCGAGUGUUUUUAAUCUCCACUUUUUACCAGUGUUUCUGAAUCCUGUGUGAAUGGUAGAGUCUCCCUUCCCACUUUGAUUUCAGGUUUUAAUAAUACGUUUUUAGUAUUUUUGUUAAAAUAAUGACAAAGGAAAACAAAUUGUAAGAUUUUAUACUUUAUUUAUACCGGAUGAAACCCUGUAUCACAGAUGUCCUGAAAAAGAAAAAUACAGAGAGCAUACUUUCCAGAA